AUGUCUUCCCCGAUAAACGAAAUUGCUGAAUCUAUUUCAAAGUUUGGUGGUGAAAUUCUUAAUAAGAAAGUCGGAGAGGCUCCGAAAAUACCACAAUUAAAUCUCCAACCAGCAGAUAUCAUUGCUUUAUUCAAAUUACUCAAAGGUGACACCUCAUCUGAAUAUGAUGUUGGAUUCUACAACAUCAUUGACACAUAUAUUGCUCAAUCAUGGGCCAAUUUCACUAAUGAACAGAAAGAAGAAAUCAAGAAACUUCUUAUUAACUCUGCCAAGACACAAAUCAACAAGCACUCUCUCAACAGAUUUGCCAACAUCUGUGUUGCUGUCUAUGAUCUCACAGACAAGAAAUGGACCGAAUUAUUCAAUUUUGUCCUUGAAUCAACACCAUCAGAUGUUACUGCAAAGAUUCUUAUUAGAUUCUUAGCUUCUGCAUCCGAAGAAUUCCUUACAACCAAUUUCGCAAAGAUUGUUCACUUCAUUACUGUUUCUUUCUCCACAGUAUCCAAUUCAUUGAAGGAGAACUACUUUACAGUACUUUCCAGUCUCAACAGUGAAGAAGCCUUCCAAAUUGAGCCAACAUUAUUAGAUAUCUUCAUGACAAACCUCAUCCAGCUCAUCAAAGAAGAUCCAGAACGCCAAGAAUUCGUUGUACAGACUGCCAUUGAAGUUCUUGUCCAAGCUCCAAAGGCAGAUUCAAUUGUUCCAAAAGCAAUAACUGAGGCCAUCCAAUCUAUCGUCGAUACCGAGUCAGCCCUUCCUGUUCUCAGUAUCUUCCCUGUUUUGAACUCAAAUUCCGUUGUUGCCCUUUUGAACAGAUUAAUUUCCGUUACAGAGACAUACAUCAAGGAGAAAGGAGCUCUUCCACUCGAACUCCUUGAUUCCAUCGAAGACUCUCCAAUUGAAGACCUUUCCGAGGAUGUUUUGGAGACAUUGGCAAAAUAUUUCUCAGGAUUACUCGAGAAACCAGGAAAUACAGCUGCCAUUGCCAUAUUCGCACCACUCUGUGCACAAGUAGCUGAUGUUUAUGAGGACAAGAAGAUGAAUUCCAUUAUCGAUAUUUGUUUCCAAGGAAAUGGUCUUUCAUUGUGUGCUGCUUUACUUAUCUAUCAGUACAUAAUCGAAUACGAAGAGAAUUUGUCUUAUAAAAUCCCUCAAACCGCCAUCAUCAGAAUUUUCAAUUUGAUGACUUCACCUGAUGAAAAAGUUCGUCAAUCUGCUGUCAAAUCAGCCAGAGAAGUCAUCAACAAUGGCUUCAAACUCACUGCUGACUCCGCCGCCCAUCUCUUCAAAGUUUAUUCUGUUUUCCCUGCAGCAGAAAAAUCGAAAUUCUUCAAAUUAUUGAGAGAUAUUUUGAGAUCAGAAGUAAACGCAGAACUGAUUUCAGAACAAGCGUUUAACUUUGCUUUUGACAAUCUCAAGACAGAGACAGACGCAUACAUACAAUCAGAGUAUCUUUCUAUCCUUCUUCUUGACGCUGAUUACGUUCAAGAUCUUUUUACUGAAGAAGCAAAUUCUAUAAUUUGUGACAAAUGCAUUGAAAUGAUGAAGAGCGAUGAUGAGAAAACAUGGAAGUUUGCUUCAAGGUGCAUGAUUGUUAUGGCACAAGAUGAAGAAUGCCAGAAGAAGAUUGUUGCAGUUCUUCCAAGAUUCAAACAAAUUUUAUCCCAAAAUUCAAAUGUUUCCGAUAAAACACGUGGAAACAUUGCAGCUUCAUACGGAUCAUUAGUUUUCAGCUGUGAUUUGAAGAAGGAAUAUGAUAAUCUUGUUGAUGUAGCUACAAGAUUCAUCCAAUCCGAGAAUUCCCAUUUAAUUUCCGCUGGUGCUUUAUUAUGUGAAAUGGGAGCAGCGAAUAUGAGCCCUUCUGUCAUCAGAAAACUCUUUGAAACAGAAGCAACAGUUUCCAUGACUAUCAAAGAGGAAGAACAACUCAAUGACUUAUUACAUUCAAUGAUCGAAUGCUUCGACAAAUUCCGUGUUGAAUCACAACAAGUCACUGAAUUGUUCAAGAGUUUGUCAUCAGGAAAUCAUCCUGUUUACAAAGGCAAACAUUUCUCUUCAUUUGUUGACAAGGACACAGUUAUCUUCAAAUUCCUUAAGACAUGCAUUUCCAAGUUCAAAGAACUCACACCAAUGUUAGUUACACCAAUGGUUCAGUGGUUCUCUUCUGCUCCUUCUCAAAUGUUUGAUUCUAUUUUGGAUAUCAUCACUACAUUAGUUGACAUGAAACAAGUCAAUGGUGAUGAUGCUUAUUUACUUGGAGAAACACUUUUCAAUCGUAUUGGGGCUGUUCACGAUGAAGGACUUGAUGAAAUCAUGCUUGGAACAUUGACCGAUUUGAUUAUGGUCAAACCAGAUUGCAUUGAUUCUGUUAGAUUCUGUGCGAAAUUAGUCAAUUUGUACGAGAAAUUGGAUGAAGAAGAACAACCAUCAUUGAAGGGUUCUGUCAGUGCAACAAUCCUUUCUUUGUGCUCUACAAGCGAUGUUCAUGAUAUAGUUGGCGAUGAACUACUUAAGGAUAUCCUUUUGGCAUUCCCUGGUGAACAAGGAGAUGGAAACGCUGAUGUAAUGGGAACAGCACUUGUUAAGAUGGUCGAUUCAUCUGAGAAAUGGGCAGAUAUGAAGCCAUUCAUUGCUACAACAUUGAUCAGAGUGUUGAUGCUUCCAAAUGAAGAGUUGAAGAAAUUCGAAUUUAGAAAUCCAACAAUUAAUAAUAUGAAGAGAGUUACAAAGCAGAUUUUGGCAUCCAACCCUGAAAUAGAAAAAGCUGUAAUCAAAGACUUUAACAAGAAUAGAUCAAUGCUCAAUAGAUUUAAGAAAUUAUUCCAGUGA
Messenger RNA from Trichomonas vaginalis G3, 2829 nucleotides. RefSeq names its product armadillo (ARM) repeat-containing protein family. The transcript has a single exon. Bases 1 to 2829 code for a protein of 942 amino acids. The record is from RefSeq and is a predicted model, not a curated record. NCBI's taxonomy places the organism in Eukaryota, Parabasalia, Trichomonadida, Trichomonadidae.